Molecule: messenger RNA, 1383 nt
Organism: Trichoderma aggressivum f. europaeum
Lineage: Eukaryota; Fungi; Ascomycota; Sordariomycetes; Hypocreales; Hypocreaceae
Exons: 3
Coding region: 1-1383 (460 amino acids)
Biological process (GO): tRNA wobble position uridine thiolation; protein urmylation
Cellular component (GO): cytoplasm; cytosol
Molecular function (GO): URM1 activating enzyme activity; thiosulfate-cyanide sulfurtransferase activity; adenylyltransferase activity
Source: RefSeq, a predicted model, not a curated record
AUGGACACGAUAGAAGCUUUGAAGAGAGAGAUUGCGGACAAGGAGGCUGAGCUGGUGCGGUUGCGCGCACGGCUUGUUGAAGCUGAAAAGCUGGGCGUUGAGAAUAGCAGGGAUGGAGUCGAGGGAGAGUGGAAGUGGCCGCUUGAAGAGCGAGAUUAUGAGAGAUAUAGCAGGCAGAUGAUUGUGCCGAAUUUCGGCCUGCAAGGCCAGCUGAAUAUCAAGCACGCCAAGGUCCUGCUCGUCGGCGCUGGUGGCCUGGGAUGUCCCGCGGCGGCAUAUCUCGCUGGUGCUGGUGUCGGGACGCUGGGUCUCGUGGAUGGCGAUGCUGUCGAGGUGUCGAAUCUGCAUAGGCAAGUUGCGCAUGCGACGAGCAGGGUUGGGAUGAUGAAGGUUGACAGUGCUGUGGCGUAUCUCAAGGGAUUGAACCCUACAAUCAUGUAUUAUGCCCAUGGCACACAUCUCACGCCGCAGAACGCCGAGGAAAUCGUCUCUCCGUACGACCUUGUUCUCGACUGCACAGAUCACCCUACCUCGCGCUACCUCAUCUCCGACAUUUGCGUUCUUCUUUCCAAGCCGCUCGUCUCUGCAUCUGCGUUUCAAACUUCGGGCCAGCUCAUUGUGCUCAACAAUCCUCCCGGCAAGGGCCCCUGCUACCGCUGCGUGUUCCCGAAGCCUCCCCCCCCGGAGAGCGUUGUUGGAUGUGGCGAGGGAGGUAUUAUUGGCCCUGUUGUGGGCGUCAUGGGCGUGUUACAGGCAUUGGAAGCGAUUAAACUGCUUGUGAGGGGAGAUCACUUAACGUCUCGCGCUGGAGAUGAGGAAGACGUGCGACAGGUGGGGAUGUUGCUUUUCAGUGCCAUGGGCGAUGUGCCGUUCCGGACGGUCAGGAUGAGGGGCAAGAGGAAGGGGUGCUUUGCUUGUGCGGGAGAUGAUUCCGCGUUGACGCUCAACGAGCUCAAGGCUUCGAUGGAUUACAUUCAGUUUUGCGGCGUCAGUCAGCCUGUUAAGCUGCUUCAGCCAGAGGAGCGCGUUUCGGUGGCAGAGUACGAGCAGAUCUCUCGAGCGAACAAGACUCACCUCUUGCUCGACGUGAGAGAAAAGGAGCAUUUUGGCUUGUCCAAUAUUCCUGGCUCCAUCAACAUUCCCAUCGGUCGGUUUACGGCUCACCGUGGCCAAGGGUCAGAGCUGUCUGAUUUGAUACCGGGGGAUGUGCCCCCUGAUGCGCCGAUAUAUAUCGUAUGCCGCGUGGGCAACGAUUCGCAGAUUGCGGCGAAGAAGCUGAAAGAUUCAGGGGCGGAUCGUAAUGGAGAGCGUUUCAUUGGGGACAUCUUGGGAGGACUGCAGGCUUGGAAGACUACAGUCGAUCCAAGUUUGCCUUUUAUAUGA